GCCACCUCUACUUUGCGAGGUAGUGGAGGGAAGAAAUGGACGUGACAGGAGCGGCGCUGCUGCUACUUUUCGGCACGGCUACAGUGCUCGUGGUUGGAGACAAGCUGCCACAAUAUCGAGAACUAGAGACACUUGCAGCCGCUAGCGACGCCGUGAACGAGGCGCUCACUGUAGCGUCGUGUGGGCUCCGCUCCUCAGUGGUGCUCCUCACAGAUGGCACCACCUCCUCACGGACAAUACGUAAGAUGGGUCAUGUGGAACCCUGCAGAGGACUGACAGUGUUGGAGGUGCCGGUGGCCGGCCAGGACGCCAACACCACCAAGACUCGGCUCUCUCUGAUGAUCGACAAGGCUCAGCAGGUAAGUCGCUCUCACAUUACUGGUGAUGUAGAUAGGUCACUCGCACAUUACUGCUGA
Procambarus clarkii (red swamp crayfish) is the source of this 416-nucleotide messenger RNA. NCBI's taxonomy places the organism in Eukaryota, Metazoa, Arthropoda, Malacostraca, Decapoda, Cambaridae. The record is from RefSeq and is a predicted model, not a curated record.